This is a messenger RNA of Prorocentrum cordatum, 1326 nucleotides long. The record is from the annotation of a GenBank genome assembly. NCBI's taxonomy places the organism in Eukaryota, Dinophyceae, Prorocentrales, Prorocentraceae.
GGGUGCGGCGGCGGAGCGGCGGCCUGCGGCGCUGACCCGGAGGAGGAGGCGGCGCUGCUGCAGGCGCGCGGCUGGCGGCGGGCCCGCCGCGGCGCGGAGGGCCCGUGCACCGACGACAGCUCCUGCGCCGAGGGCCUCGUCUGCGUCUCCAAGUCGGACAACACGUGGGCUCAGUGCAUCGACUGCGGGGCCGUGAACUUCCAGGAGGCCUGCGUCAACUGGGAGCAGACGCUCCUCUGGCCAGCGGAGACGGCCUGCGGCCUCGCCUGCGAGGGGUACCAGCUCUCCUACCCGAGGGAGUGCGUCACCAAGGAGCUCGCCACCGACUGGCCAACUGACCAGUGCCAGCAGGUUGCCGAUGGCGUAUUCAACUUCACUUGCCUUACUGGUGGGGAUGCCAGCACGCAGGACUGCGGCGCCAGGAUGUCGAGCCGCCCGGGUUAUGGCCCAGGAGAGUUCUCGGCCAGCAUCCAGGCAGCGCCAGGAGAGGGCGUGGCCACAACGUUCUACCUCAUCACCAAGGGCCUUGGGAAAGAUUUCGCUCGGAACGUGUCUUGGACGGAGGUGGACUUCGAAAUUCUGGGGAAGCAGGAUAAUGAUGGCUCGACCAGGGUGUGGUCGAACCUGUUCGUGGGCAUUGGCAUCAACGCCCCAGAGUGGAUCACGCUCCCUUUCUCUACCAGCGAGGGCUACCACGAGUAUGUUAUCGAUAUUGACUGCUGCUCCAUGGCACUGGUUGUGGACGGCCACACAUACCGUACUGAGGACAUCAGUUAUUUCCCAGACAUGCGCAGGGACUUGAACCAGUCAAUGCUGGAGGAGCACUUGUCCGUGUGGGGUCAGAACGGCAGCGAUGGGGGUUGGGCGGAAAUGGGCAUCCUGGAAAACAACCCGCACCAGGACGUCGUGUCAUCAUACAGAGACUUGAGCAAGGGAUAUUCUGCAACUGCAUCCUGCCCCGCGCGCGACGUGGGGCCCCUGGCGGCAACUAAAAAGACAUUCGACGGUUGGGAGGUGUUCUUCACCAACGCGUCGCAGGCCGCCUGUGAGCAAAGCAGGUCCUCUCCAGGCCCACCCAACACCACGCUGGCUGGCUUCAGGCUUGUUGGGAACGGGGGCUGCCGCACCGCGGACGGCGGGGCAGGCGACUUCGAGGUGGCCAUUAUCGAGCACUCCGAGCAGUGCCACAACAUGUGCCUGGCGAACUCGUGGUGCGUGGGCUACGAGAUCAGCAACACGGACUGCCAGCGCUGCGAGCUGCACCGGGAGCCCAUCGCGGAGGUGCGGGCGGACGCCGCCGGCGGGGUCUCCGCGGGCGGCGGCGGC